AACAUCUUUCAAGUGAUCAGAAUAGAAGGCUCCAAAAAAAAGUAACAGAAACUGCCCAAGAACGUGAGUCACAUCUUGCUCGAGAUAGAGAAAGAAAACGUUGUAAAGCAAGAACAAAUGCUAAUUUACAGCAAGAAUCAGAACAACCCGUAAUAUCAGUAAAUAUAGAAAGUAUAUAUACAAUUAGUGAAAAUAUUUCUACUUUAUCUCAAAUUGAAAAUAUUGAUAAUACAUCUGAAAAUGAAGAGAUUAUUAUAGCUAUAUUUUCUGAAUUAGGAUCUCAUGUUGAUAUAUUUAUUCAUCAGACAAGAACAAAAAGAGAUGAAAAUAGAAUUAUAAAUACUGUUAAUUAUCAGACAUUAAAUAAAAAUCAACAAAAGUCUGAAGUUGAUGCAGUUAAUUUAAAUAAACUUGAAUCUUUAAAGAAUCCUGUUGUCAAAGUUCUUGCUAAACAUACUAGUGACCAAGAAGCUAAAAAAGCUGAUUCUGAUAUUGCUAAAGAAGCUGGAUUAGUUAAUGGAUCAAUAGGAACUAUUUAUGAUAUUUUGUACAAUAAGAAUGGUUUAUAUUUUCUUCCUGUAGCAGUUUUUAUUGCUUUCAAUAAUUACAAUGGUCCUGCUAUUAGAACAUUAGAAG
Molecule: messenger RNA, 636 nt
Organism: Racocetra persica
Lineage: Eukaryota; Fungi; Glomeromycota; Glomeromycetes; Diversisporales; Gigasporaceae
Source: the annotation of a GenBank genome assembly